Empidonax traillii (willow flycatcher) is the source of this 583-nucleotide messenger RNA. Its product is annotated as translation initiation factor IF-2-like. The coding region runs from base 1 to 480 and encodes 159 amino acids. The transcript is spliced from 2 exons. The record is from RefSeq and is a predicted model, not a curated record. Lineage: Eukaryota; Metazoa; Chordata; Aves; Passeriformes; Tyrannidae.
AUGGCCAAAGGCGUGGAGCCUACCCGCGGUUCCUCCUGCGGGCACAGAGGGGAGAGGGCCGCCCCGCCGCGUCAGGAUCGGAGCGGCCCCGCCGCCCCGCGCCCCGCGUCCCGCUCCCGGCACCGCUCCGCCGCCCGUCCCCCCUCCGCUCCGCCGGCCCCGGCCGCAAAGUUUCGCGACUCCCGCAGGAGGAUCCUUUCGCUGGGGCCGGCAACGCGGUUCUGCCUCCAAACACCUUCCCAAGCUUUUUUUCACCAUCCAACUCCCCUCCCACGGAGGAGCUCGGGAAGGGUUAAAAAAGGGGGAGAAAAAAAGAGGAGGGGGGGGAAAGUUGCGUCUUUUACCGUAGCUUUAAAGAUGCCCCCGGCACGGAGGCAACUACGUUUCAGCCUGUUGCCUUUCCCCGGGACGUGGCCAGUACCCGUCCCGCAGGCUGACGGUUACCAUAAAUGUCGCGUUUCUCCCCGCGAGCUGCUCUGAAUGAUUUUAGCCUGUUGAGAAGGCGUGACAGGCCAGCCCAGAAGGAGGAAGGGGUGGGGGAAGGAGGGAACUCCUUUUAACAAAUAAAAAAGAAUUAACUUCA